This is a messenger RNA of Castor canadensis (American beaver), 944 nucleotides long. RefSeq names its product F-box and WD repeat domain containing 8 (gene Fbxw8). Gene Ontology annotation, cellular component: Cul7-RING ubiquitin ligase complex; ciliary basal body; centriole. The record is from RefSeq and is a predicted model, not a curated record. Gene Ontology annotation, molecular function: protein binding. Gene Ontology annotation, biological process: cilium assembly; protein ubiquitination. NCBI's taxonomy places the organism in Eukaryota, Metazoa, Chordata, Mammalia, Rodentia, Castoridae.
GUCAGCAAGACGUGGAAGGUGAUUGCUGAGGAUGAGGUGUUGUGGUACCGGCUGUGCCAGCAGGAAGGGCACCUACUGGAGAGCAGCAUCUCUGACUACUCGUGCUGGAAGCUCAUCUUCCAAGAGUGCCGUGCCAAAGAGCACAUGUUACGGACCAACUGGAAGAGUCGCAAAGGUGCGGUGAGCGAGCUGGAACACAUUCCUGACGCGGUGCUCUGCGAUGUGCAUUCUCAUGCUGGUGUUGUCAUUGCUGGAUAUACAUCAGGGGACGUGAGGGUGUGGGACACCCGCACCUGGGACUAUGUGGCCCCCUUCCUGGAACCAGACUAUGAGGAGGGCGAGCCUGGAAUGCAGCCAUACGUCUCCUUUGUGAGGAUAAACAGCUCUCUGGCGGUGGCCGCAUAUGAGGAUGGAUUUCUUAAUGUUUGGGACCUGAGGACUGGAAAGUAUCCCAUUCAUCGUUUUGAGCAUGAUGCGAGGAUACAGGCCGUAGCCCUCAGCCGGGAAGAUGUCACUGUUGCCACGGCUUCUGCUUUUGACGUUGUAAUGCUGUGUCCCAGUGAGGAAGGGCACUGGCAGAUAGCUGCAGAAUUUGAAGUUCAGAAACUGGUUGACUACCUGGAAAUAGUUCCAGACACUGGGAGGUACCCUGUGGCAAUCGCCACAGCUGGAGAUCUGGUGUACCUGCUAAAAGCUGAAGACUCAGCCAGAACGCUUCAUUACGUCUAUGGCCAGCCUGUCACCUGCCUAGAUGUCUCUGCCACCCAGGUUGCUUUUGGUGUGAAGAGUCUGGGAUGGGUAUACGAAGGAAACAAGAUCCUGGUAUACAGCCUGGAAGCAGAACGCUGCCUGUCGAAGCUGGGUAAUGCACUUGGUGACUUCACGUGCGUCAACCUCAGGGACAGUCCUCCCAACCUCAUGGUCAGUGGCAACAUGGACAGGAG